AUGAGCGACUCGGAAUUCUUACCUCCACAGCCCACCAUCCGGAACAGCUUCCUCGAUGACACAAUUCGUAUCAUGCUUGCGACUGACAAUCAUAUCGGAUACCUCGAACGUGAUCCCAUACGCGGGCAAGAUUCUAUCAAUACUUUCAAGGAGAUUUUGCAACUCGCAGUCAAAAAUGAUGUAGACUUCAUUCUGCUUGCUGGAGACCUCUUCCACGAAAACCGCCCUUCACGCGACUGCCUCUACCAGGUGAUGGCUCUCUUGCGAGAAUACACGCUCGGUGACAAGCCUGUCGAGAUUGAGCUGAUGAGCGACCCUGACGAGGGUAAGGCAGCUGGAUUCUCGUUCCCAGCAAUCAAUUAUGAAGAUGGCAACUUCAAUGUUGGAAUCCCUGUUUUCUCUAUUCAUGGAAAUCACGAUGAUCCACAGGGUGCUGGGCCUGAAGGCGCACUCUGCGCCCUCGACAUGCUCUCCGUAUCGGGACUCGUAAACUAUAUCGGCAAACUUGACCUUCCGUUAAACGAUGCGCCGACAGAAGGCAUUGCUGUACGACCAGUGCUGCUGCGAAAAGGGAAUACGCACCUGGGCAUGUACGGCAUCGGCAAUGUCAAAGACGCGCGCAUGCACUUCGAGUUGCGAAGCAAUCGCGUGCGAAUGUACAUGCCUCGCGACAAAGAGAACUGGUUCAACCUUAUGCUGCUUCACCAGAAUCGUGUGAGGCAUGGUCCUCAGGAAUCUGUACCUGAAGGUAUGUUCGAUGAUAAUAUCGAUCUGGUUAUUUGGGGCCACGAACACGACUGCCGUAUCGUGCCUGAACCCGUCGCCGGCAAGCGGUAUUACAUCUCGCAGCCAGGCUCGUCUGUAGCUACAUCGCUUGCAGAGGGCGAGUCUCUGGAAAAACAUGUUGCUCUUGUAAAGAUUCAAGGCAAGGAGUUUGAAUUAACGCCGAUCCCCUUGCGGACCGUACGCCCGUUCGUGAUGGACGAGGUCGUUCUGACAGAGGCCGCUGAAGAGGAAGGCUUUGACAUCAAUGACCAGAUGGAAGUUACCAAGUUCCUCAAAGCACGGGUAAACGAGAUGAUUGCCAAAGCGAACACUCUAUGGGAUGAGCGAAAUGUACAAGCAGUCCAAGAUGGAUUAGAAGAGCUGCCUCGUAUGCUUCCGCUCGUCCGCCUCAAGGUCGACACUACCGCUGUAUCAUCAAUGUCUAACCCCAUUCGGUUUGGUCAAGAGUUCCAGGGUAAAAUUGCGAACCCACGCGACGUACUCACCUUUCACCGCGCAAAACAGACCGCUGCGCGACGUGUCAACGCUGAUGAACCAAUAUCGCUCGAAGAUGAUGAGAACGCAGAAGGCGGAGAAAAGUUGGUGGCUGGGCGCGUGCGCAUGCGGACCUUGGUGCAGGAUUACUUGAAGGCCCAGGAAUUGCAAUUGCUUGGAGAAAGUGGUAUGGCAAAUGCAAUUCAGGUAUUUGUCGAGAAAGACGAUAUCCAUGCCAUCCAAACGUGCGUAGUAAUACUUCCUCUGUCAUCGGGCGUUUUUUUGUUUGCGCCGAUGUUGACCAUGCCCAUUAGGCAUGUAAACGCAACGAUGAAGGGGCUUAUGAAAGGCGUCCAGGCUAAGGGAGAGAUUGAUGAAGAUGAUCUCGAUGAUGUGGUAAGCAAGCUGUAUUUCUCGAGAUUCGAAAACAAUGACGCUCAAUCCUUGCGCGGGUCGAAUCAGCUUGAGAAAGUACGAGAGCAGCAUGAGAAAGACUUCGCUCGAGAGCAGCUGCAAGGCAGUUUGGCUAAGGUAAGGUCAUGA
Heterobasidion irregulare TC 32-1 is the source of this 1803-nucleotide messenger RNA. RefSeq lists its product as uncharacterized. Lineage: Eukaryota; Fungi; Basidiomycota; Agaricomycetes; Russulales; Bondarzewiaceae. The record is from RefSeq and is a predicted model, not a curated record. Gene Ontology annotation, biological process: double-strand break repair via homologous recombination; mitotic intra-S DNA damage checkpoint signaling; mitotic G2 DNA damage checkpoint signaling. The coding region runs from base 1 to 1803 and encodes 600 amino acids. The transcript is spliced from 9 exons. Gene Ontology annotation, cellular component: Mre11 complex; nucleus. Gene Ontology annotation, molecular function: 3'-5'-DNA exonuclease activity; DNA endonuclease activity; manganese ion binding.